Molecule: messenger RNA, 1161 nt
Organism: Lottia gigantea (owl limpet)
Lineage: Eukaryota; Metazoa; Mollusca; Gastropoda; Lottiidae
Exons: 4
Coding region: 1-1161 (386 amino acids)
Source: RefSeq, a predicted model, not a curated record
AUGAAUAUCUUCCUCAAUAAAUAUGGAACUGAUACAACCACAAACUUUCAACUUAUGAGAUGGGCGAAUGAGUUAAAUAUAUCACCGUUUUAUUAUUGUAUGAGAGAUGAAAUAAAUGAUCUCAAAUAUAAGAAAGAAUCAACUGAAGAGAUAAUGAAUAAACCAAUCAAAUGUUCUACAUUUCAAAUUCAAUUACCAGGACAAGAGUUUUGUGGACAGCUUUCACUUUGGGUUUUAUAUCAGUUGGAUGAAAAUUUCAAAGUAACUGAUAUAAAAUCUCCGGAAAAUGAUAAUGAUGCUGUUCACAAGAAAUAUUUACGGGAACAAAUAAAUUCAAUUAAAGUAAAUAAAAACCAUUUGGAAGAUAAAAUAAGUAAUGUGAAAAGGCUCUUCAAACGUCAACUAAAUAAUAAAAAUGUUAUUAAUGAUACUAAACUACAGCAAGAGGUAGCAGAAACUAAAAAACCUAACACUACAGCGUGGAUAAAUAAAGCGAAACCUUACUUUGUGGAUCAAAUCGGAGACACUCUUCAAGGUGAUUUAGAUAUGAACAAUUUCAAAGUAACUAAUUUAAAGUCUCCGGAAAACGAUAAUGACGCUGUUCACAAGAAAUAUUUACGGGAACAAAUAAAUUCAAUUGAAGUAAAUAAAAACCAUUUAGAAGAUAAAAUAAACAAAACUCAGGAAUUACAUCUAAUCGUCAAUUUAACACUCGUAAAGUUCUUCAGUAUCAAUGGUACAGAAAAUGUAGAAACUAAAAAAUAUGAAAUUAACGACGAAAACAGCAAGUUUAAUCACUUUUAUGAAAUUAGAACAAGUGGAAAAUAUAUAGAUAGGUUUAGAAUGUUAAUCAUACCAGAUAAAAAAAAUGAUACGCUUUCAUUGAGUGAAUUUGAUAUGAUAUUGGAGACAGAAACUUCACCAUCAAUGAAUAUCAUUAGAAAUCCAAAACCACAAAAAGUAGAAGGAAGGCCAAUCAGUUAUCAGUUUUUACGAGUAACAGACUUUGAAUAUGUAAAAAUAUAUUUUGUUAAUAGUAGUUUUUUACACGAACAUGGAAUUAUCUCUUCAACUAAUUUAUUUACCUCAGUCAAUAUUCACAAAAGUCAUAGAGAUAAACAAUUUAUAACACUUCAACAAAUGCAGAAAAACAUGGAGUAG